AUGACUAGAACUAAUAAAUGGACAGUUCACGAAGAUAAGGCCGAGUCGCAUUACUUUACCCACAACGGCUACUACGGAGCAGCGCCCAAUGGUGUCAAGAAGCACGGGUCCGGAAAGGGCAAUUGGGGGAAACCGGGCGACGAAAUUCAAGACCUCAUCGAGACCGGCGAGAUCCCACCAGUGUUCCAUAAGCAAAGGCGUGGAUCCAAUGUUCAGGGCCAUGAACGCAAACUAGGCGAAGUGCAACAAUUUCACGAAUAG
Lachancea lanzarotensis is the source of this 261-nucleotide messenger RNA. It is a transcript of the gene STF2, whose product is annotated as LALA0S04e00100g1_1. Lineage: Eukaryota; Fungi; Ascomycota; Saccharomycetes; Saccharomycetales; Saccharomycetaceae. The record is from RefSeq and is a predicted model, not a curated record. The transcript has a single exon. Bases 1 to 261 code for a protein of 86 amino acids.